AUGUUGGUAGCAGCACAGACUGGAUGGGGCACGCACAGAACAUUCAUUCUCAACAUCGGCAUUUAUAAGAAGAGUGCCAGUGAAGUAGAAAGUGCCGCAUUUCUUCAAAUUCUACCACUUGAUGACAGAAGAACUAGAACCUUUAAAGGAAGCAUGGAAAGCCAUCUGAUGUGCAACAGUUCUAUGCUGAUGACAAAUUUUAUGGCUGAAUCUGAAGACAAAAGCCUGGAAAAAGAAGCUGAGCAGAUCGAAGCAGAGCUCGGCGAAGAUCACCUCUGCAAGGAGGUCAUAUCGAGAAGGCCACCGAUCAAACAAGAGGUAGAAGGACCAAGACAAAAACGGACGAGCUCACAAGGAACAACUGAACGUGCCAACGGCAAGGUGAUAGCGUCACGUCCGCCAAAAGUCCGAACAGAAGUAUGUUUAUCAAGCACUUCAAAAUAA
Ostertagia ostertagi is the source of this 444-nucleotide messenger RNA. The record is from the annotation of a GenBank genome assembly. Lineage: Eukaryota; Metazoa; Nematoda; Chromadorea; Rhabditida; Trichostrongylidae.